UCUAUUUUUGUUUUGACGCGCACUCGGCAAAACAAAACUGAACGCCAACUUUCAACCAAAUCAACAUCGUGCUUGUGAUUCCGAAAGCGAAAUCGAAUUUUAUCUUGCGAAUUUCAACACAUUCCUGGUGAUAUGGAUGCAAAGCAAAAGAUUUUGAUCGUGGGAGACGUGAAAGGAAAAUUCAAAUCAGUUUUCGCGCGCAUCGACAACGUAAACAAAAAAUCCGGUCCUUUCGAUUUGGUUUUGUGCGUAGGGAACUUCUUCGGAUCUUCGGCCGAUUUGACCGAAUUGAACGAGUACAAAAGCAAGAGAAAGACAAUUGCUGUCCCAACGUACAUUCUGGGCCCAAACGAUGAAAGUUCGUCCAAGUUCUACAAGGAUAUCACCGAGGACGAUAUCUGUCCCAAUCUGAGCUAUUUGGGCAAGAGAGGCGUUUACGCCACUUCCAGCGGCUUGAAGAUUGCCUAUCUUAGCGGGACGGAAGCUGAAGGAGACAAUCCCAAGACCCUUCCGAGUUGGAAGUUCUCCAAGGACGAUGUAAUGGCAGUGAGGGACUGUUGCUUGGCCAGUAAAUCCAACAUGGGAGACUAUCGGGGAGUGGACCUACUUGUGACGUCUCAGUGGCCCUCGGGAAUGAAGCCGGAUUCUAAGGGGUGCUCGAAAUGGAUUUCGUGGCUGGCAGAUGCUAUCAAACCGCGGUAUCACGUUUGCGGUCUCAACGGAGAUUAUUACGAGCCUCCACCAUAUCGAAACAAAGCUGACAAGAAUACACAGAUGGAACUCGCCACACGCUUCAUUGCACUGGCUGACUUUGGCAACCCUGAGAAAAAGAAGCACAUUUACGCUCUGGUCCUCACUCCUGUAGAAAAAAUGCGAAUCAUUGAACUGAUCCAGAAAACCACCGACGAGGUUAUUUCUCCAUACGCUGAUAUGAAUUUCUCGGAAGCCGGUGACAAGGGAUCAAAAGACGAUCGGGGAAGUCAGUACUUUUACGACAUGAACUCUUCGUAUGACGACAAUGCCCGGAAGCGUAGAAGCCAAGGCAAUCGCAUCAGUGGAAAUCAGGAUCAAAAGCGACAAAAACCGUCCUUUGAUCAGGAGAAAUGUUGGUUCUGCUUGUCGUCGGGAUCAAUCGAAAAACAUCUGAUCAUUUCGGUUGGCGAACAUUUUUACCUUGCUUUGGCCAAAGGACCGGUAAACGAAACCCACAUUCUGAUUCUUUCCAUCACACACAUCCAGAAUGCUUCGUUGCUUUCCGCCGAGCAGUGGACAGAGCUUAACAAGUUCAAAGAGGCUCUCACGCAGUUCUUCAAAGAUCGUGAUGAAACCAUUUUCCUCUUCGAGAGGAACUACAAAACCGGACAUCUGCAGAUCAAUGCGAUCGGAGUGGACAACAAUGUGGCGUGGAAAAUUCAGCAUGUACUUGAGGACAAAUCCGAAGAGCAUAACAUCACUUUGGAAACGGUCCCGAAACCGGAAUCGCCAUCUGAUCUGCCGCAAAAGUGUCCCUAUUUUGUGGCGGAACUCCCCGAUGGUAAUGUGAUGUUCACCAAGCAGAUGAGAAACUUUCCUCUGCACUUCGGCAGGGAGAUUAUCUGCGCGGACAAUCUGCUCAACUGUGAGGAGAAAAUCGACUGGCGUCAAUGUAAUCUGGAAAAGGAGGAAGAGGAAGCAAUCACCAAAAGAUUCCGGGAAAGUUUUCAGCCGUACGAUUUCACAGUUUGAUGAAAACUCUGUCUCGUGUGAUGUGAAGGUAGGUUUGUAUUAUUAUGUUUCUUAGUUUUUUUUCUCAGCCCUGGUUUAUUGAGAUCCUUUAAGGAUUCUGACGUAAAUGAAUUGAAUGUUUAAUAAACGCGAUAUGUUCCCACCACAUAAUUCAA
This is a messenger RNA of Aedes aegypti (yellow fever mosquito), 1880 nucleotides long. RefSeq names its product CWF19-like protein 1 homolog. The record is from RefSeq and is a predicted model, not a curated record. Gene Ontology annotation, molecular function: RNA lariat debranching enzyme activator activity. Lineage: Eukaryota; Metazoa; Arthropoda; Insecta; Diptera; Culicidae. Gene Ontology annotation, biological process: mRNA splicing, via spliceosome. Gene Ontology annotation, cellular component: post-mRNA release spliceosomal complex. The transcript has 4 exons. Bases 133 to 1725 code for a protein of 530 amino acids.